Bactrocera dorsalis (oriental fruit fly) is the source of this 1483-nucleotide messenger RNA. RefSeq lists its product as uncharacterized. The coding region runs from base 134 to 904 and encodes 256 amino acids. Gene Ontology annotation, biological process: septate junction assembly; regulation of tube size, open tracheal system. NCBI's taxonomy places the organism in Eukaryota, Metazoa, Arthropoda, Insecta, Diptera, Tephritidae. The transcript has 4 exons. The record is from RefSeq and is a predicted model, not a curated record. Gene Ontology annotation, cellular component: septate junction; membrane.
UCAGGGCGGUGUUUUCUUAUUUGUGUUUGUGUGUUGACAAUAGUUUUUGUGUAGUUUACGAUUGUGCAUUUUCUAAUUGUUGUUAAACAAAAGAGUGUUUUAUCGAAAAUAAAUAAAUUAUAUACCCAAAGAAAUGCGCAACUUUGCAAAGCAGCAGUCGCAAGACACGACAGACACCAGCAUUGAAAAAGGCGAUUACCCGCGAGCAUCAAAUGGCGUUGUGCUUGGCGGAGUGGUCACAUUUGUGGCCUAUUUCUUUCUGAUGAUGGCGUUCUGUUCGCCGUACUGGAUUGAGUCGUAUGAGGAAACGCAUAGCAGCUUCAAAAAUAUGGGCUUAUGGGAAUAUUGUUUUAGGAAUUUCGUAUAUCCAUAUUACCAAUUUCCACGUCAAUUCAAUGGAUGUCAUAAUAUUUUCAGUCAUGAAUACUAUGUUAUUAGAGAGUAUCUGCUACCUGGUUGGUUAAUGGCUGUACAGGCUUGUGUUACUUUGGCUUUUCUUUUAACAUUCCAAUCAUUAGGCGUGUUGGCACUAGUUGUUAUACGUCUGCCUUUGAAGGGUGUACUGCAAUAUGAAUGGUUGAUGAUCAGAAUUUCCUAUCUUUGUACAGCGGCCGCUUCAUUACUACUAUUUCUGGCUGUAUGCAUUUUUGGGGCUUGUGCCUAUCGUCGUGACUGGCUUAUGUAUCCGAAAUUCAAUGUGCUUGGUUGGUCUUAUGCAGUCGCUGUUGUGUCCUUUAUUACACUCGGCUUAGGUGCCAUGAUUUUGCAUCGGGAAGCCCGUUAUGCAUACGAUUUACGCGGUGAACAGAAAAAUUUAGUCAUGCAAAUGGAAAUGCAGGAACCCGGCUAUCAACCGCCUAGACAUCAUCACAGUACCUCACGUAGUCUACAUGGAUACAUAUAAAAACCAAACGAAACACUUUUUAACAAUUUAAAUAUUCCAUUUAUGAAGUAUUUCAUAUUGGGGAGAGUAUUUUGAAAAAUUUAUACAGUUUUGUCCAUUUUACGAUUUCAAUUAGUUUUAAGUGUGUAUUCACAAAUCGAAAACGAUUACUUCUCUAGCAUUAUAUAGCAUAACUUUAUGUGCACUGAACACAUCGUGCGCCAGCGUUCGUUCAACCACAAUUCGAUAUAUAUUCUAAUAAUAUCGUUACCGACAUUCUUAAGCAAAGAAGUGCCUUAAUUUUAUAGUUGAAUUGAAUUGUAUUUAGCUAAUGACUUGAAAAUUUUUUAUACAAACAUACUUAUCUAUAUAUCUUAUAUUUGUACCUCGAAUAUUUACAAAACAGCUAUUACAUGAUCAUUAACCAUCCGUCCAAAUUGAUGCAAACAUAUACAUAUCUACACGUAUAAUAGACUAUGUCAAGUAAAAAAUAACUAUAUAUUUGAAAAUAGUGCAAUGCGGCAAUGAAACGUUAUUGUAAGCUCGUAUAUUAACACCAAAUCUUUUUUAAUAAAGACACUUUUCGAUAAAACCUUUUAA